Molecule: messenger RNA, 21773 nt
Organism: Coregonus sp. 'balchen'
Lineage: Eukaryota; Metazoa; Chordata; Actinopteri; Salmoniformes; Salmonidae
Source: the annotation of a GenBank genome assembly
AAGAGGAAGCCGGUGCUCACGCUCUCCAAGGAGGUGUUUGAGCAGCCUCUUCCUGCUGCCGCGUAAGACUUUUAGUCUUAUUUAUCUUCUUUAUAUCACAACUCUUUGUAUUCCAACAACACUGCAUUCUUCUUCUUGUGUAAUUACAAAAAACGUUCACUAUGCAGUUACAAUGAGGUUACUAAAGUAGCCUAAUACUUAGCAAAAUUGUAUUAUUGUAUUACCAUGUCGUUACUAGUUUAAUUACAAUGUUACUUGAGUACAAAGGUACAAGAGCAACUUAAUAUAUUAAUAUAAAGUGUUACCCUGUUUUUUAUGAGACAUGAUAAUAUGAAUGUCUUCUUUUGCACACUUUGUACAAAAUAAUCAAAUGCAGGAUGACAGGCUGUUUAUAAACGUAGCUCUACUUUAUUAGCUGAACUGUUGUGUAACAUAUGUGAUCCUACUCUCUUUUGUGUUGUGUAAUAAAGAAAAGAAGGUCAGCUAUUGGUCCCAGUUGAUCUGUGGUUUAUUCUGACAUAGAAUGAGCACAUAAGAUGUGCGACAUGCACCCAGAUGACUGAUGUAGCAUGGAUCGCCUGCACAGAAUUAUCAGACUGGGGAAUAAUCGAUAAUAUAACUACAAAAAUAUUACAAAACACAAUAUGUACAGUGCCUUUGGAAAGUAUUCAGACCCCUUGACUUUUUCCACAUUUUGUUACGUUACAGCCUUAUUCUAAAAUUGAUUAAUUUUUUUUUUUCUCAGCAAUCUACACACAAUACCCCAUAAUAACAAAGUGAAAACAGGUUUUUAGACAUUUUUGCAAAUUUAUUAAAAAUAAAAAACAUACCUUAUUUACAUAAGUAUUCAGACCCUUUGCUAUCAGACUCAAAAUUGAGCUCAGGUGCAUCCUGUUUCCAUUGAUCAUCCUUCAGAUGUUUCUACAACUUGAUUGGAGUCCACCUGUGGUAAAUUCAAUUGGUUGGACAUUAUUUGGAAAGGCACACAUCUGUCUAUAUAAGGUCCCACAGUUGACAGUACAUGUCAGAGCAAAAACCAAGCCAUGAGGUCGAAGGAAUUGUCUGUAGAGCUCCGAGACAGGAUUGUGUCUGUGGAGAUGGGAGAACCUUCCAGAAGGACAACCAUCUCUGCAGCACUCCACCAAUCAGGCCUUUAUGGUAGAGUGGCCAGACGGAAGCCACUCCUCAGUAAAAGGCACAUGACAGCCCGCUUGGAGUUUGCCAAAAGGCACCUAAAGGACUCUCAGACCAUGAGAAACAAGAUUCUCUGGUCUGAUGAAACCAAGAUUGAACUCUUUGGCCUGAAUGCCAAGCGUCACGUCUGGAGGAAACCUGGCACCAUCCCUACAUUGAAGCAUGGUGGUGGCAGCAUCAUGCUGUGGGGAUGUUUUUCAGCGGCAGGGAGACUAGUCAGGAUCGAGGCAAAGAUGAACGGAGCAAAGUACAGAGAGAUCCUUGAUGAAAACCUGCUCCAAAGCGCUCAGGACCUCAGACUGAGGCGAAGGUUCACCUUCCAACAGGACAACGACCCAAAGCACACAGCCAAGACAACGCAGGAGUGGCUUCGGGACACGUCUCUGAAUGACCUUGAGUGGUCCAGCCAGAGCCCGGACUUGAACCCGAUCGAACAUCUCUGGAGAGACCUGAAAAUAGCUGUGCAGCAACACUCCCCAUCCAACCUGACAGAGCUUGAGAGGAUCUGCAGAGAAGAAUGCGUGAAACUCCCCAAAUACAGGUGUGCCAAGCUUGUAGCUUCAUACCCAAGAAGACUCGAUGCCGUAAUCACUACCAAAGGUGCUUCAACAAAGUACUGAGUAAAGUGUCUGAAUACUUAUGUAAAUGUGAUAUUUCCGUUUUUUAUUUUUAAUAAAUGCUUUGUCAUUAUUGGGUAUUGUGUGUAGAUUGAUGAGGGAAAAAAAUAAUUACAUUUUAGAAUAAGGCUGUAACGUAAGAACAUGUGGAAAAAGUCAAGGGGUCUGAAUACUUUCCGAAGGUGACAUGCACCAAUAUGGCUGCUGUAGCAGGGAUCUGACAUACACCAAGAUGGCUGCUGUAGCAUGGAUCUGACAUGCACCAAGAUGACUGCUGUAACAUUGAUCUGACAUGCACCAAGAUGGCUGCUGUAGCAUGGAUCUGACAUGCACCAAGAUGGCUGCUGUAACAUGGAUCUGACAUGCACCAAGAUGGCUGCUGUAACAUGGAUCUGGCAUGCACCAAGAUGUCUGCUGUAACAUGGAUCUGACAUGCACCAAGAUGACUGCUGUUAAAUGGAUCUGACAUGCAUCAAGAUGGCUGCUGUAACAUGGAUCUGACAUGCACCAAGAUGACUGCUGUAGCAUGGAUCUGCAGCAAGGAGAACCCACUAUGUAUGAGUCACGAGCUAAAUGCGACCACAAUUACUUCAAUAGAGCAUGCUAAUUAAUCGCUCGUACAGCAAUAAUGUCAAUGCAUGGCUAGAAUUAAUCAAACUCGCUCAUAGUGUCUAACAGGAUACUGUACAUACAGUAUAUUAUACACCAGUUAAUGUAUAUGGUGAAAUUGGAAAUAUGAAAAUAGAACACAGCACUUCAGAACGUGACAUUACAUUUACAUUUUAGUCCAGAGCGACUUACAUUUAGUGAGUGCAUACAUAUUUUUUUUUUCAUACUGGUCCCCCAUGGGAAACGAACCCACAACCCUGGCAUUGCAAACGCCAUGCUCUACCAACUGAGCUACACGGGACUACUGCCUGCACAGAAUUAUCGGACUGGGAAGAAUUUAUGUUCGCGAUUUCCCCCUAUCUGCAAGCGCAGCCAAUGACAUUACACCUUAUUGACAUCUGACUUGAACCAACCAAUUAGAAUACAUAAACAUUAAAUACACAUUUUUGCAGUAGCAUGUGGAACCAUAACAAACCACGUUACACUGGCAUGUUCAUGUUCGUGUCUCCGGCCAUGAUGAACUGCAAUAACCUCACGACCUGGUUGGUCUUAACCAAUCAUAGCACAGUAUAUGACAGCAGAAUGCAACCAAUUACAAUUCAGUAUGUUGAACAUGAAUAUUACAGGAUACAAUGCUGCUAAAUCAAUUUAAUGAUUCUAAAGAUGUCACUGACGACUCUGUUUCCUCCCAUGACUAAUGAGGAUAGAGAAGGCUAGUUAGAGAUGACCUUUUGGAUGCGUUCACCCAGUGGUUCACAUACUGUUUAUCUUUGGAGCAAUGUGCCAGCGAAUAUUGUUGAUAUAGUACAUUUUCACUGUCAAAAAGAAGAUAACUCUAGACUAAUGAUCAGUUUCUUACAUUAUCGUUUAGGCUACAUGCAGUUCUUCACAUGAAAUGUGUAAAGCAUAAUGAAUUAAUGCAUACCAGGGUUCUGAAUUGAGUUUCAAAUUGCUCUUUAAUUCCAAUUCAAUUAUUGAAGUAGAAUUGAAUCAAUGAAAUUCAAUGAAAUCCAAAUGGCUUAUUUAUUCUACACAUCACCAUAUACAUUUUUAUUUUGACAUUAUGUAUGGUUAGCAAUACCAUGCAGCAUAAGGUUGAAACAUUUAAUUUUUAAAACUCAUUCUUCUAAAACAAUUUUUUAUAAUUACAGUGGUCUGGAAAUAUUCUAAGAUCAUGUUGUGGGUUGUCUAUAAUAAUUAAGAAUUCCCUUAAUGUUUUUAAAUAUCAGAAAAAAAUAAUUUCCCAGAAUGCAUUAGCCCGAACACUGCAGUAUGCAAGGGAACAAUCUAACAUAUCAUGACAAAGAAGAAAAAUACUGUUUGACAUCUUUUAGUUAUAAUCAAAUUAAUAUUUGAAAUGGUAUGUGUAUUUUUUGCAUUAAUAAGUGGCAUAUCCUUUUGAUCAAAUAUUUGUCAAAUGAAUGAGACUUUCAUGGUUCACAUCUCAGUUGAAUUUAAUUAAUUUCAAUUCAAUUAAUUAAUUAAAUUCUACUUCCAAUUCAAUUUUAAUUCAGAUUCUGCAUCCUGUGGGAUGUGGCCAAUUCAAAUUAAUUUCAAAUUCAUUGUCUGAAUUUAAUUAAAUUCAGAAAUUCCAAGUUGAUCCCAACCCUGAUCCAUACAGAUAAUGUUGUACAUAAACAGUUUUUUAUCCUAACAACUGUCUACCUUACAGACCCCCAAGAGAUUUGGAUUCGAAAGCUUGUGUGACCAUCGGAGAGAAGGUACCUCAUCUAGUUAAUGUUCAGUACGCUAUCUCUAACUGUCUCACAUUCUUACCUUUCAUCUACCACUAUGUUCUUUCCCACACAUAUUCCUUUGACUAAACCUUUAUUUAAAACUGAAGUACUUACGUAAACAUACGUUUUUACAUCUGUAUAUAGUUGUUCUAACCUCUGUAUACUUUAGGUUGAGUUAGGUCCUCUGUCUGUGGUCUGGAUGCAGAAAGCUGAAAGCUGAAAGCUUGGCUCAAUUAAGGGUCUGUGAGCCGUAAGGAACGGUCUAGCGAACAUUACGACCCAGAUUGAACACUUCUGAUUGUAGGCAGACUGGAAUGUGCUUUACUGCCUGACGGGCAGUAAAAAUAUUUAUUUUAAACUCAUCAAAUAAGUUGAAUUUUCCGUUGGCAAAGAUGCCCGUUUUUUUUGUGCUACAAUAUAGCCUGAAGUCAAAGUCAGGGCAGCAAUUUAUUUUUUUGUUCUUGUAUAAAGUGUAAGAAAACUAAAAUGGUCCCAUGAUUUACGUAAACUAUUCUUUCAGAUGAAAAGGGACAUUUGUGGCGUCUUUGGACACAACCCAUCAACCCCUUAGAAUAGACUAUAUACAGUAUUUAGUGUUUCAAUGUCCAAAGCUUUCCAUGUUGAUAAAAAACUUUUGUUGGAGUAGUUGUUUAAACAAAGACAUAGCUCCGAGCCAAAGCAGCACUCUCAAACAAAGAGGAGAAGAGAGAUACUCCCACCUAGAAUGACCCCGUAUGUUGGUAGAUUAGGAUUUAGUGUUUCUUGUAGUGUUUUUCGCUCUCUGUUUCUGUUUGUUUGCACAAGAUGAGGAUUGGGUACCAAAAACCCCAAGGACCUCUCUUUAUCCCUCUCUUUUUGUGUUCAGUGAUUACUUCAAGUAUGGGAGAAGUAAGGGAGAAUUUGACCCAGUCUUACUCUCUCUCUCUCACGUCACUGUGUCACCCAUUUAAUGUUUGAAUCAAGCCUGACAUUGCUCUCUCCCCUGUCUGGCCUGAGCAGAACUUUGUGAUGAAAGCCGAUGACCUGGAGCAGAUUGACGAGCUGGGAAGAGGGGCGUACGGUGUGGUGGACAAGAUGAGGCACAUGCCCAGUGGCUUGAUCAUGGCAGUGAAGGUAUGUGAGAUUUGAUGAUGUUAUGGAUGUUCUCUUUAAGGAGAUCUAGUUCAGGAUACUAUAGCAAAAGCACUUUGGCUGCGUUUAUAGAGGCAGCCUAAUUCUGAUCUUUUUCCCCACUAAUUGGUCUUCUGACCAAUCAGAUCAGCUCUUUUGUCAAUAAUUGGGCAAAAAAUCAGAAUUGGGCAGCCAUAGUGACAGCUGUUGAUGUAAUAAGUUAGUUGGAUGGAUAGACUUGAUUUUUUGAUUGAUAUACGCUACAUCGGCAGGAUAGAAUGUCUGACUCCGGUGGCGGUCUGUGUAUAUUUGUAAACAACAGCAGAAUAUCUCAUGAUAAACUGUAGACCACACUAUUUACCAAGAGAGUUUUCAUCAAUAUUUUUCGUAGCUGUCUAUUUACCACCACAAACCGAUGCUGGCACUAAGACUGCACUCAAUGAGCUGUAUAAGGCCAUAAGCAAACAGGAAAAUGCUCCUAGUGCAGGGAAACUUAAAUCCGUUCUACCUCAUUUCUACCAGCAUGUUAAAUGUGCAACCAGAGGAAAAAAAACUAAACCACCUUUACUCCACACACAGAGACACGUACAAAGCUCUCCCUCGCCGUCCAUUUGGAAAAUCUGACCAUAAUUCUAUCCUCCUGAUUCCUGCUUAUAAGGAAAAACUAAAGCAGGAAGCACGAGUGACUCGGUUAAUAAGGAAGUGGUCAGAUGACGCAGAUGCUAAGCUACAGGACUGUUUUGCUAGCACAGACUGGAAUAUGUUCCGGGAUUCUUCCGAUGUCAUUGAGGAGUACACCACAUCAGUCACUGGCUUCAUCAAUAAGUGCAUCGAUGACGUCAUCCCCACAGUGACCGUACGUACAUACCCCAACCAGAAUCCAUGGAUUACAGGCAACAUCUGCACUGAGCUAAAGGGUAGAGCAGCCGCUUUCAAGGAGCGGGACUCUAACCCGAACACUUAUAAGAAAUUGCUAUGCCCUCCGACGAACCAUCAAACAGGCAAAGAGUCAAUACAGGACUAAGAUUGAAUCGUACUACACUGGCUCGGACGCUCGUCGGAUGUGGCAGGGCUUGCAAACUAUUACAGACUACAAAGGGAAGCACAGUCGUGAGCUGCACAGUGACACGAGCCUACCAGACAAGCUAAAUAACUUCUAUGCUCGCUUUGAGGCAAGCAACACUGAAGCAUGCAUGAGAUCAUCAGCUGUUCCGGAUGACUAUGUGAUCACGCUCUCCGUAGCCGAUGUGAGUAAGACUUUUAGCAGGUCAACAUUCACAAGGCUGCAGGGCCAGAUGGAUAACCAGGAUGUGUACUCCGAGCCUGCGCUGACCAACUGACAAGAGUCUUCACUGACAUUUUCAACAUGUCCCUGACUGAGUCUAUAAUACCAACAUGUUUCAAGCAGACCACCAUAGUCCCUGUGCUCAAGAACACUAAGAUAACCUGCCUAAAUGACUACCGACCAGUAGCACUCACAUCUGUAGCCAUGAAGUGCUUUGGAAAGGCUGGUCAUGGCUCACAUCAACACCAUUAUCCCAGAAACCCUAGACCCACUCCAAUUUGCAUACCGCCCCCACAGAUGAUGCAAUCUCUAUUGCACUCCACACUGCCCUUUCCCACCUAGACAAGAUGAACACCUAUGUGAGAAUGCUGUUCAUUGACUACAGCUCAGUUUUCAACACCAUAGUGCCCUCAAAGCUCAUCACUAAGCUAAGGACCCUGGGACUAAACACCUCCCUCUGUAACUGGAUCCUGGACUUCCUGACGGGCCGCCCCCAGGUGGUAAGGGUACGUAACAACACAUCUGCAACGCUGAUCCUCAACACGGGGGCCCCUCAGGGGUGCAUGCUCAGUCAUCUACUGUACUCCCUGUUCACUCAUGACUGCAUGGCCAGGCACGACUCCAACACCAUCAUUACGUUUGCUGACGACACAACAGUGGUAGGCCUGAUCACCGACAACGAUGAGACAGCCUAUAGGGAGGAGGUCAGAGACCUGGCCGUGUGGUGCCAGGAUAGCAACCUCUCCCUCAACGUGAUCAAGACAAAGGAGAUGAUUGUGUACUACAGGAAAAAGAAGAGGACUGAGCACGCCCCCAUUCUCAUCGACGGGGCUGUAGUGGAACAGGUUGAGAGCUUCAAGUUCCUUGGUGUCCACAUCACCAACAAACUAUCAUGGUCCAAAAACACCAAGACAGUCGUGAAGAGGGCGCGACAAAGCCUAUUCCCCCUUAGGAGACUGACAGCUGCACCAUCGAGAGCAUCCUGACUGGUUGCAUCACCACCUGGUUUGGCAACUGCUCGGCCUCCAACCGCAAGGCACUACAGAGGGUAGUGCGUAUGGCCCAGUACAUCACUGGGGCCAAAGCUUCCUGCCAUCCAGGACCUCUCUACCAGGCGGUGUCAGAAGAAGGCCCUAAAAAUUGUCAAAGACUCCAGCCACCCUAGUCAUAGACUGUUCUCUCUGCUACCGCACGGCAAGCGGUACCGGAGCGCCAAGUCUAGGUCCAAAAGGCUUCUUAUCAGCUUCUACCCCCAAGCCAUAAGACUCCUGAACAGCUAAUCAUGGCUACCCAGACUUUUUGCAUUGUCGCCCCACCCCACCCCCUCUUUUACGCUGCUGCUACUCUCUGUUUAUUAUCUAUGCAUAGUCAUUUUAACUACCCACAUGUAUAUACAGUGGGGGAAAAAAGUAUUUAGUCAGCCACCAAUUGUGCAAGUUCUCCCACUUAAAAAAUGAGAGAGGCCUGUAAUAUUCAUCAUAGGUACACGUCAACUAUGACAGACAAAUUGAGGAAAAAAAUCCAGAAAAUCACAUUGUAGGUGGAAAAUAAGUAUUUGGUCACCUACAAACAAGCAAGAUUUCUGGCUCUCACAGACCUGUAACUUCUUCUUUAAGAGGCUCCUCUGUAUUAAUGGCACCUGUUUGAACUUGUUAUCAGUAUAAAAGACACCUGUCCACAACCUCAAACAGUCACACUCCAAACUCCACUAUGGCCAAGACCAAAGAGCUGUCAAAGGACACCAGAAACAAAAUUGUAGACCUGCACCAGGCUGGGAAGACUGAAUCUGCAAUAGGUAAGCAGCUUGGUUUGAAGAAAUCAACUGUGGGAGCAAUUAUUAGGAAAUGGAAGACAUACAAGACCACUGAUAAUCUCCCUCGAUCUGGGGCUCCACGCAAGAUCUCACCCCGUGGGGUCAAAAUGAUCACAAGAACGGUGAGCAAAAAUCCCAGAACCACAUGGGGGGACCUAGUGAAUGACCUGCAGAGAGCUGGGACCAAAGUAACAAAGCCUACCAUCAGUAACACACUACGCCGCCAGGGACUCAAAUCCUGCAGUGCCAGACGUGUCCCCCUGCUUAAGCCAGUACAUGUCCAGGCCCGUCUGAAGUUUGCUAGAGUGCAUUUGGAUGAUCCAGAAGAGGAUUGGGAGAAUGUCAUAUGGUCAGAUGAAACCAAAAUAGAACUUUUUGGUAAAAACUCAACUCGUCGUGUUUGGAGGACAUAGAAUGCUGAGUUGCAUCCAAAGAACACCAUACCUACUGUGAAGCAUGGGGGUGGAAACAUCAUGCUUUGGGGCUGUUUUUCGAAGCCACUCCUUCGUUGCCCGGGCGGUGUGUUUGGGACCAGGACGACUGAUCCGUGUAAAGGAAAGAAUUAAUGGGGCCAUGUAUUGUGAGAUUUUGAGUGAAAACCUCCUUCCAUCAGCAAGGGCAUUGAAGAUGAAACGUGGCUGGGUCUUUCAGCAUGACAAUGAUCCCAAACACACCGCCCGGGCAACGAAGGAGUGGCUUCGUAAGAAGCAUUUCAAGGUCCUGGAGUGGCCUAGCCAGUCUCCAGAUCUCAACCCCAUAGAAAAUCUUUGGAGGGAGUUGAAAGUCCAUGUUGCCCAGCGACAGCCCCAAAACAUCACUGCUCUAGAGGAGAUCUGCAUGGAGGAAUGGGCCAAAAUACCAGCAACAGUGUGUGAAAACCUUGUGAAGACUUACAGAAAACGUUUGACCUGUGUCAUUGCCAACAAAGGGUAUAUAACAAAGUAUUGAGAAACUUUUGUUAUUGACCAAAUACUUAUUUUCCACCAUAAUUUGCAAAUAAAUUCAUUAAAAAUCCUACAAUGUGAUUUUCUGGAUUUUUUUCCCUCAUUUUGUCUGUCAUAGUUGACGUGUACCUAUGAUGAAAAUUACAGGCCUCUCUCAUCUUUUUAAGUGGGAGAACUUGCACAAUUGGUGGCUGACUAAAUACUUUUUUCCCCCACUGUAUUACCUCAAUUACCUCGACUAACUUGUGCCCCCGCACAUUGACUCUGUACCUGUACCCCCUAUAUAUAGCCUCCAUACUGUUAUUUCAUUUUACUGCUGCUCUUUAAUUAUUAUUAUUAUUUAUUUUUUACUCAUCUAUUUUUUACUUAACACUUAUUUUUCUUAAAACUGCAUUGUUGGUUAAGGGCUUGUAAGUAAGCAUUUCACUGUAAGGUCUGCUACACCUGUUGUAUUCGGCACAUGUGGCAAAUAAAUGUUGAUUUGAUUUCCAUUCCCUCCCACCCUAGAGGAUCCGUGCCACAGUGAACACCCAGGAACAGAAGAGACUGCUGAUGGACCUGGACAUCUCUAUGAGGACAGUAGACUGCUUCUACACAGUCACCUUCUACGGCGCACUCUUCAGAGAGGUAACUAGCUACUUUAUAAUAAUAAUACUUACAUAUUAUAGAGUUUUUCUAAAACCCAAAGACGCUUUACAAUAAACAACCUAUUAUUUGUUUAUUUGGUCCCCAUAUGUUGUUGCAGUUGCAACAGCUACUCUUUCUGGGGUUCUCCUACUGACUUAGUUGAUUCCUAUAAGGAACAUAGGCUUCCAACAAUGUCAUUACAAAGAUGUCAGAGGACAGAGCCUUGUAGAUAUGCUGUUAAGUAUAUUGGCACCCUUGCAAUUUCAAACGGAGUGCAAUGGAUCAGAAUGUUCUAUUUUCUAUUUUUAAAACAGGCUAUUUUUUACCCUGUCCAAAAAAAAAGAGAAGAAGAUUCCUCAAGGGUUCUAUGGUAAGGGUGAUUGUUCUAUGUUGAGCCAUAAUGACUCAAAUAACCCUUUGAGCCCUUUAAUGGUUAUUUGCAGUUCAGAAAAGGGUUAUUUCAUCAUUGAGUUAUAAUUCAAAUGUAGGGGCAGUGGCUCAUUUAGAAUAUCUUGAGGCGUGGUUUGCUCAGUUAUUUUUGUCCAACCAUGAGUGAGAGUGUCAUUCCAGUUUCUCUUGUGUUAUGUCAUUACAUGUUAAAUGAUGGCCAGUAACAGUGUCUUGUGAAUGUUUACUAAGUCAGUGGUUCUCAAUUCUCUCCUCAGGGACCCCCAGCCGUUCCAGAGCUAGUACACCUGAUUCAACUUGUCAAUUAACACAAUAAUAACGCCUAAUGGAAUUUUAACAAUUAAUGCUUCUCCAAAUAACCAAAAGGUUAUUUGUAGAUUAUUUGAGAUUGAGAAUGGUUCUAUAAAGAACCUUUCUCCAUAAAGCUUCUACAAAGAACCAGUAAAAAGGGUUCUAUAGGUCGUUAUCAAUAAAACGUCACAGUAUGGUGCAGAGCGUUCGAUAUGGCUGCUGGGGGGCAAGGAGACUAGCCCUGCUAAAACCAUUGGUAACUAGGUGCCGUUUUCAAGGGAUUGUUAAAUAAAUGUUAUAACUAUUUGGUUUUAAUAUCAUCACCUCUUGAAGAGCAUAGUCAGAACUACACAUUUCAGAUUAUUCCACAUUUAGCUCUAUCAUCAGAGUUAUACAGCAAGUAACUGCAUGCUUUUCAUGAUCAGUAAACAUCAAUUGAGCAUGUAUUUUCAGAUACGUGAGGGUAUCCUAUCCAUUUAGAAUGUAGCUAGCUAGCUAAGCAAACAACAUGCCAUUUAGCUUGCUUCAUCAGAGAUUUGGAUUUUGGAAAGAGCUUGACAUCGGCAAGUCCUCAUCCUGGUAAAGUUGUCAGUCGGACUACUAUCAUCACCACUAUAGAUGCAAGCAAGUCAAACAAUAUUUGGAUAUAGCCGUCUAGUUUAUCCCCUGAAAGGUAGCUUGUUAACUAGCCAUAUUGACUUUAUCUGUUAUUAUCUAGCUAGCCAAUUUGACGUGGUCAAUCAAUCAAUGUAGCCUAUCAUGUCUGUCAGCAGCAGCAAUCGUGAUUAAACACUCUCAAAAACAAUGUUGAAAAUGUUAGCUAACUUCACUAGGAAGGCCUACGUUGGUUGGAGGAAAAAUAACAUUAGAUCUACUUAUCACUAUGUUUAGCCAACUGUACAAAGUUUCUACUAGUAGCUUGCAAAGUAAACAUUAUCAGCUAACAGUACAUCGGCAAAUGCACCCUUCUGCUGCUUGACAGGCAGAGCCCACAAAGGAUGGGAAAUUAACCUAAAUCACUCAUACUUGUAUAGUUCACUUCUUUUCUAUCACUCAAAUAUCCAAUUAAUGGUGGCCAAUAUUGAAAGAUAUUGUGAGGCUACCCUCACGUAUCUGAAAUUAGAUGAUCAAUUGAUGUUUACUGAUCAUGAAAAGCAUGCAGUUACUUGCUGUAUGCUAUAACGCUGAUGAUAGAGCUGAAUGUGUGCAAUUGUUUUGCAUGGAAGCAUCUGAAAUUUAUAUUUCUGACUAUGCUCUACAAGAGGUGAUGAUAUUACAACCAAAUAGUUAACAUUCAUUUAACAAUCCCUUAAAAACGGCACACAGUUGUCAAUGGUUUUAACGUAGCUGGGGGUCUCCUUGCACCCCAGCAGCCAAAUCAAACUCUCUGCACCGUAAUGUGAUGUUUUAUUGAUAACGACCUACAGUGGGGAAAAAAAGUAUUUAGUCAGCCACCAAUUGUGCAAGUUCUCCCACUUAAAAAGAUGAGAGAGGCCUGUAAUUUUCAUCAUAGGUACACGUCUACUAUGACAGACAAAUUGAGGAAAAAAAAUCCAGAAAAUCACAUUGUAGGAUUUUUAAUGAAUUUAUUUGCAAAUUAUGGUGGAAAAUAAGUAUUUGGUCACCUACAAACAAGCAAGAUUUCUGGCUCUCACAGACCUGUAACUUCUUCUUUAAGAGGCUCCUCUGUCCUCCACUCGUUACCUGUAUUAAUGGCACCUGUUUGAACUUGUUAUCAGUAUAAAAGACACCUGUCCACAACCUCAAACAGUCACACUCCAAACUCCACUAUGGCCAAGACCAAAGAGCUGUCAAAGGACACCAGAAACAAAAUUGUAGACCUGCACCAGGCUGGGAAGACUGAAUCUGCAAUAGGUAAGCAGCUUGGUUUGAAGAAAUCAACUGUGGGAGCAAUUAUUAGGAAAUGGAAGACAUACAAGACCACUGAUAAUCUCCCUUGAUCUGGGGCUCCAUGCAAGAUCUCACCCCGUGGGGUCAAAAUGAUCACAAGAACGGUGAGCAAAAAUCCCAGAACCACACGGGGGGACCUAGUGAAUGACCUGCAGAGAGCUGGGACCAAAGUAACAAAGCCUACCAUCAGUAACACAUUACGCCGCCAGGGACUCAAAUCCUGCAGUGCCAGACGUGUCCCCCUGCUUAAGCCAGUACAUGUCCAGGCCCGUCUGAAGUUUGCUAGAGUGCAUUUGGAUGAUCCAGAAGAGGAUUGGGAGAAUGUGAAAUGGUCAGAUGAAACCAAAAUAGAACUUUUUGGUAAAAACUCAACUCGUCGUGUUUGGAGGACAAAGAAUGCUGAGUCCAAAGAACACCAUACCUACUGUGAAGCAUGGGGGUGGAAACAUCAUGCUUUGGGGCUGUUUUUCUGCAAAGGGACCAGGACGACUGAUCCGUGUAAAGGAAAGAAUGAAUGGGGCCAUGUAUCGUGAGAUUUUGAGUGAAAACCUCCUUCCAUCAGCAAGGGCAUUGAAGAUGAAACGUGGCUGGGUCUUUUCAGCAUGACAAUGAUCCCAAACACACCGCCCGGGCAACGAAGGAAUGGCUUCGUAAGAAGCAUUUCAAGGUCCUGGAGUGGCCUAGAAAAUCUUUGGAGGGAGUUGAAGUCUGUGUUGCCCAGCAACAGCCCCAAAACAUCACUGCUCUAGAGGAGAUCUGCAUGGAAGAAUGGGCCAAAAUACCAGCAACAGUGUGUGAAAACCUUGUGAAGACUUACAGAAAACGUUUGACAUGUGUAAUUGCCAACAAAGGGUAUAUAACAAAGUAUUGAGAAACUUUUGUUAUUGACCAAAUACUUAUUUUCCACCAUAAUUUGCAAAUAAAUUCAUUAAAAAUUCUACAAUGUGAUUUUCUGUUUUUUUUUCUUCUCAUUUUGUCUGUCAUAGUUGACGUGUACCUAUGAUGAAAAUUACAGGCCUCUCUCAUCUUUUUAAGUGGGAGAACUUGCACAAUUGGUGGCUGACUAAAUACUUUUUUCCCCCACUGUAUAUUUGACCGCAUCUGUAUGUUCAUAGAGGCAGGUACUUAGCAACUAACUUAGGCCUCUUCCUAACUAUAUGGAACAUAAGGCUUCCUACACUGCCAUUACAGCCUAGAUUUAUACAAUGACAUUGUACUCUAUGAUGGGCUGCCAUUCAGACCGGUAGCGUAGAGAUGUGGGAGGGCAGAGCCUUUUUAUGUUGUAGUCAAGAUAAACAAAUAAAGAAUUCCUGAUAUUUCCGGAUAUAGUUACCUUCCUCCUGAAGAGAAAAGAGCGUUCCACAGGAUAUCCCUCUGCAGCAGAGCACAUUGGAAAAAGCUCUUUCCUGUUAGUCGAACCGUGUGUCAGGAAUGUGGUCUGGCUCUGUUGUGUUUUUCCAAUCCCUCUCUCAACCCCUCUCUCCAUCUUUCUGUCUUGCCUUUUUUCCAUUGCUUAUAACCCUCUUUCCAUCUCUAUUUCUCUCAAUUUCCAAUCUCUCUACCCCUCUCUCCAUCUCUCCAUCUCCCCCUUUCCACCCUCUCUCCAUCUCUCCCUCUUACUGUAUCCUCCCCUAGACUCUUAUCUGAAUGAUGCCCCUUGUUGUGUCAUCAGGGUGACGUGUGGAUCUGUAUGGAGCUGAUGGACACUUCUCUGGAUAAAUUCUACAAGCAGGUGAUAGAUAAAGGCAUGACCAUCCCCGAGGACAUACUGGGAAAAAUGGCAGUCUCGGUGAGUAGGACUAGGGCCCAAUCCAAAUCGUCCCCUAAGCUCUGCGCCCUAUGUAUUUGCGGAGAUCUGAGCGAAAUUGACCGGUGUAAUCAUAUUGGUAAUAGCUCCACCUUGCCCUCUGAUAGGCUAUCUGGAAGUUUCAGCAUAUUGCUUAUAACAAUCAAAUCCUCUCAGAUCUCCACAAGUGCAUAGGGUUUAGGGGAUGAUUUGGGAUUGGCCCUACUUCCUUAAUUCAUGUGAGUAGGACUACAGUCAUCAGUCAGCCUAGAGACCAAGAUGAAUAAUACAUGGGUUGGUUAUGUGUAGGAAUAUACAGUAUAUUAUGAACGUGUUGUUGUCAGAUCAGUCAGUCUGUAGACCAAGAGGAAUAGCCUAGUACUGUACAUGGGUAUACAGUACAUGUAGUUGACUAAAUGUGUUCAUUCAUGCUAGAUGCUAAAUAUACUAAGAAUGAAUAAAUAAUAGAUGCAACCAUAUGGAUUCCCCAAUCUCCUUCUUCUCUUACUGCUAAUGUGUCGGUGUUCUGUUCUAAUGUUCUUAUGUUCUAAUCUCCCUGGUUACAGGUAGUGAAGGCUCUGGAACAUCUGCACAGUAACCUGUCAGUGAUCCACCGAGGUAAGAACAUCACAGAUUUAAAUGGAACAUUUUAUAUUAAAAUAUGCAACUGCCAAAAUAAAGGAAACACUUGAGUAAAUGAUGAAUACAAUGUAGGUUGUGGUUCCUGAGUUAAUUAUGCAAUUAACAUCCCAUCAUGCUUAGGGUCACAUUUAAAGGGUGUGUGUGUCUCAGUCACCAGAUCUCUACCCAAUUGAACACAUAUGGGAGAUUCUGGAGUGGCGCUUGAGACAGCGUUUUCCACCACCAUCAACUAAACACUAAAUUAUGGAAUUUCUUGUGGAAAAAUGGUGUCGCAUCCCUCCAAUAGAGUUUCAGACACUUGUAGAAUCUAUGCCAAGACGCACUGAAGCUGUUCUGGCGGCUUGUGGUGGCCCAACGCCCUAAUAAGACACUUAUGUUGUUGUUUCCUUUAUUUUGGCAGUUACCUGUAUCAUGCAUCUCUAUAGGGUACACCUUAAAACAGUUGGACUAGUGUCCAUCCUUUAAAACCAUGCCUCACCAAAGGUCAAAGUGUUGAUUUCUUGUGUCUAAAACCUCAGUGUUCCAACCGUGAACCGACAUGCGGCUGUUUCUGUAUUAACAUCGCAUGUAGUAAUUUAAGAUGAUUGCAGGUUACUAAAAUAAAGUGACACAACUACGCCUAGCCAGCGACCACAUUCCUGCUGCGGAAGUGUUUUGAGGGCUGUGUGUUUGAGACCGUUAACUGCUUCCCAGUUCUGUCGCUGUGGGUAACUGACACGGCAGAUUAAAUCAGUGAUGACCCUGUUUCUCUUUCACUUCCCUCACACUCCUCUCUCUCUUCCAUAUCUUUCUUUCUUCCAUCUCUCUCUCUCUUGCUCUCUCCUCUCUCUAUAUCCUUCCAUCUCCUUCUCCUCCUCUCUUUCUCCCCUCCAUCUCUCUCUCUCUCUCUCCCCCUCUCUCUCCCUCAGAUGUGAAGCCAUCGAACGUAUUGAUCAACACACAGGGCCAGGUGAAGAUGUGUGACUUUGGGAUCAGCGGUUACCUGGUGGACUCCGUGGCCAAGACCAUGGAUGCCGGCUGCAAGCCCUACAUGGCGGUGAGCGGUUGUGUGUGUGGGUGUGUGGUAGGAGAGGUCUAUGGGUUUUAAAAGAGAUACAAAAUAGAUGUCUACUCAGUCAAAACAAACUAGAAAGGAUUUAGGCUUAAAGAUGCUCAUGACCUAAAGCGGGUGCCCUAAACUGUUGCACAGUUGUGUACAACGUCAUCCAUUUCCUAUGAUAUGUUACGUCCUGCAAAAAAGUUAUACAAAUAAAUACAUUUCCUGCAAUUCAUAUGACAUGUUACGAAUUCCAAUUUGUACAAUAUGUUACGAAUUUGUAAGUGCUUAAGAUCCUGUUCAAUCUCUUUAUGCUGGCUCAGUGAAUAACUGUUUACAGAACAGAGAUAUGAUACAUGAUGUUCAUGUUAAUUUACUAUUGUACAAGUUUGAACUGCAUUGGCUGCUUGCUACCUAUAUGUUUAAGUGCUACAGGUCUCUAUGUUAUGUCAUUAGCCAUGCCCUUUAAUAACCCCAGUUAGCUUUUAACUGCUGUGUGCCCAAACAGUGUGUCCACAGAGCCUUUGAUUGGCUGAGCGGUUUUUAGGGCCUGGUAGCACUCAAAGAACAGAAUGGGCUGUGUGUGUUGGAGGUACAGAUGACGGGGGGAGUUUGGGUCGUCUAGGACGACUAAUGUCAGUUUGCUAUGCUAAAGUGAUAUUAUCCGGGUCUCGUGCUUGUGUGUGUGUGUGUGUGUGUGUGUGUGUGUGUGUGUGUGUGUGUGUGUGUGUGUGUGUGUGUGUGUGUGUGUGUGUGUGUGUGUGUGUGCGCGCGUCGUUCUGCCCCCCAGCCGGAGAGGAUCAAUCCAGAGACGAAUCAGAAAGGCUACAAUGUCAAGUCUGACAUCUGGAGUUUAGGAAUCACUAUGGUGAGUCUCUAUUAACAUUUUUACUUAUGCAGAUUAUUCAUUUAUUAUUACAAACAUAUUAUAUGAUUAUUACACUAGUAGGCCUAUAUUAUAUGAUUUAUGAAUUUCACUAGCAACCUCUGAUACAGUAAGGUCUGAUACAGUAACCACAGAUAAAACGUUAUAUUUUACUUUUUCUGAAUGACAUUUUCUAUAUUGCUAGUAAUAGUCCUAAAUGGACAAAUAAAGUUAUAUUGAAUUGAAAUGAAUUCUUGUGCAAAAAGCACAUGUUUUACAUGUUCAAGAAAAGCCCUGCCUUCUUUCAGUGAGACAUGAUGACCCUCUACUGCUCUGCUCUAGACUAACUGGUGUCUCGACAUUUUAUCAGGAGCGCUAUUAAAUAUUCCUAUCUCUCUCAUUUACACGUCCUAAAUUCUGUCCCACCCAAAAACAGGUUGGUCUCAAAAGAACAUGUGACGAUCCUCCAACUGGCUAUGGUAGUUUUCAGAAAUGUAACACUGUCUAGGGCAGGGGUAUUAAACUCUUACCCUACUGUUUUUCUCUUUACAUGAUCAUUAAUUGCACACACCUGGUGUCACAGGUCUAAAUCAAUAAUGAUUAGAGGGGAACAAUUAAAAAACGCAGUGGAACUGGCUUCAAGGUCCAGAUUGAGUUUGAGGGGUCUAGGGUCACAAAUCACCCAAUUUCUGGCAUCUAAUGACAGAAUCUUUAGCUUAGUGCAUUUUAUGUACAAUAAUACAAUGCUGCAUUCAUAUUCAUAGGUUGCAUCUCCGUCACUAGGUCACGUCAUGCCAUUGUUUUGAACGUUCUCAAGCCGUCCUCUACCGGCGGCGCAAUAGUGGUGCCCUAAAGUCGUGAUAAGCCCAGUCAUUCUGGACGGAGGCUAACGACUGUUUAGUGUAAAUUACACUAUAGUGCCUUGAAAUACGAUGACGUUGCUAAAGUAGUCAAAUGUUUUGUAGGAAACAACUUUGCCAGCAUUAUGUUGUCAAAUUUACUUUAGACAGAUGGCAAUGGUGUCAUUAGCUAGCAAAGUUCGUCAAAAAUAGCUAGCAAUGCUAAUGUUAGCUAGCUAAAAUCAGGGGGCCUCCCCUCAAUCUUAGCUAACUAGCUAACGUUAUACUGCAUCUAAAGUCAAUCUGGCGACAUCAAAAUGAUGAUAAAAGGUUUUCCUAUAAAUGAUUUGCAUCCCUUUGAAUGGUAUUGUAUUUACAAGCCAUUGUAAGGCACUUUUGAUUAAAUAUUUUGAUUAAAAUCAAUAUUGUGACGAAACAUGCAACCCAUGAAUAGCCUGACCUCUACCAGUGCCCUGUUAUAUAUUGUGCCCUGUCAUAUCCUGUGCCCUGUCAUAUCUCAUGCCCAGUCAUAUCCUGUGCCACCCUCUUCAGAUUGAGCUGGCCAUCUUGCGGUUUCCCUAUGACUCGUGGGGCACACCCUUCCAGCAGCUGAAGCAGGUGGUGGAGGAACCAUCACCCCAGCUCCCUGUUGACCAGUUCUCCCCUGAAUUUGUUGACUUCACCUCCCUGUGGUACGUUCUCCUCUCCUGUAAAGCUAGCCUGUUCCCAGAUCUGUUUGGGCUGUCUUUCCAAGUCGUUGUUAUGUUUGUCAUGACAGUGACAAUUGGAGUUGGCAAGACAUCAGAAACAGAUCUGGGACCAGGCUUACCUGUAUAUAAUUUAGGCCCUCCAAAUGUGUGGUCAAUGUCAGUUAUGUGGAGUAUUUUCUUUCUGUACUUUGCCGCAUCUAAUUCCACUCAAUAUCUUGGCUAUUGUAUGAGUCCGACUAGAGCGCUUGCUGGAUUGAGACUCACAAGUGAAUUUCUCUUGACAAUUUUUCCUGUUGUUGUUGUAAUAGCCACAAGCACUUUAUGACCAGGACAGAAUGUGAUGCCUGGGUUCCAGAGUCUAGGCUACCCUCUGUGGAAUGUGUCUAAAUAUGCAUUCUCACCAGCCUGUUAUGUCUACCGCGCAUUGUUAGGUCUUCACACCAAAUAUUUUGUAUCUUCUCAUGCCGUUUUUCCCUUCCUGCAACCCUAAAAGGUUUUACAUUUGUUUUACAUGUAGGCCUACAGUAUAAAAGCUAAAUUACAUUUUUCCCAGCAUAAAACCUUGCUAAUGGGGGAUCUUAGUCUGUUGUGUUGUACUAUGUAGGCCCUAGUUUUUCGGUCUUAUGGCUGUCCGAAAUGGGAACCUAUUACCUACAGCAGGGAUGGGCAACUUUGAUCGGGGUGGGGUCCACAAAAAAUCUGAACUCAUCAUGAGGGGCCGCAGUGGUCCACAUCCAAAUCCCCACAUGCAAUCAGAGCCGGCCCUAGCCCUAUACAUUUUGUUGGGCCCCCCCCCCCCCCUCCUUGCGAGCGAAACAUUUUAGUGGCCUCCCUCUAGACAGUGGAGAGAAAACAUUUUACUUUUUAAAGUUAAUGUCCUGCAUUUUGACAUGGGGUGUAGAGAAAAUCGUCGUUUUAAAGCAAGUUUGCUGCAAUUCUACUCAUUUUACCAUGGGCAAUGAUAAUUUGUUUCAGUUUUACAGCUAAUUUCCUGAAAUUCUACUCAUUUUGCCAUAGGCGGAGAAACAUGUUUGCAGUUUUGAAUAUGAUAUCUGAAUGAGAAUGAUUAACAAAAUCAAUGGGGGCCCCCCGAUCAGUAAUUUGACCAUGAUUACUAGAAGUUUAGUUAGCUGGCUAGACUAAUUUACCAAUCUAAAAAAUGUUAGCUGACAUGGGCUAAUUGAGUGACUGUCAGUUACUGAUAUAACAACAGAAAAACAGCUGAUGCACAACCAAAUUUCGAAAUUGCACCGCCGACCUACAAAGGGGGUACUUAAAAUAUGGACACACAACGUGCAGUAUGUGACCAAUGAGACAUUGGCUCUGGCCAAAUGUAAUGCACUACAUACUGUAGGUCAGGGUUGCCCAUCCCUGACUUACAGUAUGUAGUGCAUUACUUGUGGCCAGAGCCAAUGUCUCAUUGGUCACAUACUGCACGUUGUGUGUUCAUAUUUUAAGUACCAUAUUAAGUCCCAGUAUUGCUCAUGCAUGCAGGUAUUCAUCAUUAAUCUCUUACCAGGAUGUUUUCCCCAUGUUUAGCUGGGCUCUGUAAAGGUCAGAGGUUAAAGCAGGACUUUCCAGCAGUGGAUCACAGCAUUGUUUUAUACCUUAGUGACUCAACUGUUUACCAGACCAUUGAUAAUUGGAAGACCUGAGUAAACCUCUCCUCUGGCUUGAAUAGAGACUAUCCUUCUGUGGAAGAGGGUUAAUAAACAUGUAAUGGGGGGCGGUGGGGAUAUGCUUACCUCACCCCACAAUAUGGGCACACACACACACUGAGAGAUCUGUCUAUUGAAGGGCAGUAGGGAUAGGAUGCAGACACACUGAUGACGUCCUCUGGUUUAGCUACUCUACUCCCACAUGGAGCAUAGAUCACAGGAUGAACACUUGAAUACUCUAUCUCUCUCACUCUCUUUUCUUCUCAACUCAUCUUUUUACCCCGUUGACAGUUCCAUGUCCGCUUGCAUCUGAUGCAAUCAUUGUCUGCCUGGAGUAGAGUGGAGCGGGUGACACAUUACCAGAUACGAGUAAUCUAACAGUAUCUCUGUAUGAAUCAUAGACAUUGCAGUUGUAAUCCUUUGUCUCAUUGCCCUUUUCAUUCCCAGCUUAAAGAAAAAUUCAAAAGAGCGGCCAAACUACCCAGAACUCAUGGUGAGUGUGUUUUGAACUUUGGAGAUGUCUUAUUAUUUAGUUACACACUUUAUUUUCAACUCUAAGAAAUGCUCAAUAACAAAUUGAUGUGACCAUGUCCACUUCCAUUACUAUCAGUUCACCACUAGAUGGCAGACUUAGUCCAGUAAUACUUUAUGUUUUGUAAUCAUCUCCCCACUAAAUGUAUAUCCCAUCAGUGCUAUUGAGUAUAUAUCAAACUUUUGUUGAGUAUGUUAUUGUAAUACUUUAUUUGAUUUUGCAUAAAUCACUUAAAUUGUCUCUUCUUCUCUCGUUUAUAUUCUUCUCUUUAUCCCAGCAACAUCCCUUUUCAUCUCCCAUGAAUCGAAAGAGACUGACGUGGCUAGCUUUGUCAAGGUCGUCCUCGGGGACUGAUGAGCCCCACGCCCUGAUCUAAGACAACGCUCUGACCAAUUGCCACAGGGGGAGGUGGACCUACAAAGAAAAGCACCAAUCGCAAACCAUGUUACCUGCGGGACCCCACUGCCUCCCCAGUCCCCGACCCCUCCCUCUGGGCCAGUAGAGGAACUCAGAGGAGAUGAAUAAGGAGAAUGAUACCAUGUUGGAGGAAUGAGGAGUUAGCCUUAAGGCUUCAAGGCCCUCAUAUUAGAUAUGGGCAGGGGGGGCAACGUGGAAAUUACUGUCAUUUUGAGGAUUGGAGGGCCGGCCCGUGUGAAAUCUGGAUUAAUUUAAAUAUAUGAUGAUAUUUGUAUGAAAUGCGACUCCCCCCGACCUCUAAUUUUGUCCCACUCUUGUUACUGUACUAGACCCACUGCUUAAACAGUGAUUUGGCAGUUCGAUGUUAGUGAAUUUAGCAACGUGUGGAUUAUGCCCUGUCCUAUUGGUCAAUCCCUAUUUUUAAACCUGGUGUGAAAACAUAAAACUGAGUUUUAAAAACAACUAAAAGUGAUAUGAAUAUAUCUACUGUAUGUAUAAUCUAAAUGUUUGUAUUAUACUCAAAGCAAGUUGCAUUGGUUUACUAAUUGACUGCACAUGUACAUAAAAUAUUUAGUAUAGAAUGAGUGGGUUUCAGUCCCCUUAGAUAGGCAGAUAGUUACAGAGAGAUUUCAGAUUCUCUGACUGUCCAAUGGUUGAGCUGUAGACAGGCUGGAGGCCUCAGUCAGCACUGCAGUGGGUUCGUCAAAUAAGUUACACGUUGUGUGUGUGUGUGUGUGUGUGUG